Molecule: messenger RNA, 1392 nt
Organism: Funneliformis caledonium
Lineage: Eukaryota; Fungi; Glomeromycota; Glomeromycetes; Glomerales; Glomeraceae
Source: the annotation of a GenBank genome assembly
CUACCAAAAGAACUUGAAGGUAUUCCAUCCAUUUCUAUUUGGCCUAUAUUUUGGGCGUUAUUACAACAAAAACAUCAAGACGAAGUUCAAGAGACGAUUGCAAAAUCUUCAGGAGACUAUGAUAUUUAUUUGGAUCGCAUUGUUGGUCAAAAUGCCAUAAAUAUCAAUGAUCCUGCGUAUCUUAAGGAUUUCUUAACAAAAAUAGAGGAAGAUGAUCCUCCAAAAAUUAGUUUGCCUUCUGGAACUAUGAGAGAAUUUUUCGGUGAUGGCUUAGUAUUUUCGAAUGGAGAUAAAUGGCGAACUUCUAGAAAAUUAGCAAAUCCUGCUUUCAAUAACGCAUUGUCCCCAGACAUUGUUGGGGAAAUUACAUUUGAACUUUUCAAUUUCAUGCAACAAAAUUUAAAUAAGCCGAUUGAUAUAUUCGAAAUUAUGCAACGUACCACGAUCGAAUGCUUGAAAUCCGUCGAGGUUCCUCAUAUUAUAAAUGUUUAUAAGGCUGUAAUUGAAACCGCAGAAUCCAUUUAUCAUAUUCUUUUUCCAUGGUUAAUUAAAUUACCGACAGCUCAUAAUAGAAAAUUCUUCAAGGCUAAUGAAGAAUUUAAUGAGUUCAUUUCUGACAUGAUUAAGGAAAAGAGAAAUGAAGUUGAAAAUAAGAAGGUUUCUAAUAAUGUUAAUUCUGAUAAUGGCCGGAUUGACCUGCUAACAGGUAUGAUACAGCAUGCCAACCAGGAGGGAAUUAGUACUGAUUCUAAGCAAUUAAGAGAUGAAAUGGUGGGCUUUUUCGUUGCUGGCCAUGACACAACUUCAUUGGCGUUAAGCACCUCGUUUUAUUUUCUUGCAAAGUAUCCGGAGAUGCAAGAAAGAGCGCGAAAAGAAGUAAUUAGUGUACUUGGAAAUGAACCAAUCAUACCUACAUCGGAACAAUUAAAAGAAAUGAAAUAUAUCAACGCAGUUAUUAAAGAAUCCUUAAGAAUUUAUCCGCCAUCUACAGGAAUAGUCCCUCGAAAACUAACAAAGCCAAUGAAAAUUGGUCCUUAUCUUAUACCAGCAAACAUAAUAUGUACGACAAAUAUUUGGCAAAUUAAUCAUCAUCCAAAAUAUUGGGAAAAUCCUGAACAAUUCAAUCCUGAAAGAUUUUUAAACAAUGAAAAAAUUCACGCAUUUUCUUGGAUUCCAUUUUCUUCUGGUGUAAGAAAUUGUCUUGGUCAAAACUUUUCUUUGAUGGAGCAAAGAGUAAUUAUUUCGAUGUUUUUGCUCAAGUAUAAUUGGAUUCUUCCUGAAAACAGCAUUAAUGAGAACAAGUUGCUGUUUGAAACUCAAUUUUUAUUAAAGCCUGUUGAUCUAAAACUUGUAUUUACCGAAAGGAAACAUAAUGUCUUAAAUCUAAAUUGA